GUGUAUUCAGUGUUGACGACGGGAUAGUUUCUAUUCUCCACAAAGGAGAGGAGAGGAGAGAGGCAGCAGCAUUAACCUUUCUUCGAUUUCAGAUCGUCUCCCUCAAAUUAAGUGCAGAGAGAUCCCAUCGGAUUUGGAUUCGAACGUCUCUAUCGCCGAAGAGUCCGACGUGAACGUAAAUUUUGGCGUUGAAGAGCAAUGGAGGGAGAAAUGGUGGCUAAGGUGAAGAGGGAGACGGUGGUGGCAUGCAUGACUUGUUCUCUCUGCGACAACCUCCUCCGUGACGCCACCACUAUCUCCGAGUGCCUUCACACCUUUUGUAGAAAAUGCAUCUAUGAGAAAAUCACAGAGGAUGAGAUAGAGUGCUGUCCAGUAUGUGAUAUUGACCUCGGGGGUGCCCCACUGGAGAAACUAAGGCCCGACCACAUUUUGCAAGACUUGAAGGCUAAAAUAUUUACUCCAAAACGAAAAAGAGAGAGGGCGCCUGAAGUUGUGUCCUCGAUCACAUUACCUGCAAGGAGGAAAGAGAGGUCUAUCUCGUCUUUGGUGGUAAGCACACCAAGGGUUUCAGCACAAACUGGUACAACAGGAAAGAGAACAAAAUCUCUCAUGAGGAAAGAUGUGCGUGGUAGUGGUUCAUUCACUAAGAGAACUGUGAAGAAGGAAGAAGAAUUUGGAGAUGAUCACACAGAGAGCGGAAGCUCGCCUGAAACGCUUAAAGAUUUAACUCAGAGUAAAAGGCAGGUAAAGAAGUCUUCAUAUGCAGAGCCUAGCCAGUCCCCCUCAAAACGAAGAAACAAGGAUGGUGCUCAACCUUGGGAUUCCAAAUUAAACCUUUGGAAACCUUUAAAUUUUCUUGUGGAUGUGGCAAACGGAACAAAGUCUGAGCAUGGAAAUGCAUCUCACGCUGAUGUUCAGGGGAAUAAAACCAAAACAAAGGAUUAUAAACGAAAAUGUAAACUUGAGGAUGAGAUCAGAAAUAAUGGUGAUCCAACAACAUCAGAAACUGCUACGGUUAAAAGAACGCGUAGGACUCGACGUAAAAGGUCGUCCACUUAUGGUGAUUCAAGAAUCCCACCACUACCGGAUUCAGAAAGCCUGAAACACGAGAGGAGAAAGGGCCCUGUUUGGUUCUCACUUGUAGCUUCAAAUAAUCAGGAAGGAGAAACAUCCUUGCCUCAGAUUCCAGCAAACUACUUGAGAAUAAGGGAUGGGAAUAUUCCAGUUUCGUUUAUCCAAAAGUACCUUAUGAGGAAGCUUGAUCUCAAGAGUGAAACUGAGGUAGAGAUAAGGUGUAUGGGAGAAGCUGUGAUCCCAACGUUGGAGCUUCACAGCUUAGUGGAGCUAUGGUUGGAAACAACUUCUAAGCAUGAAAGAGUGGCUGCAACUAUAGGUUCCUCUGCAAAAGAAUUUGUAAUGGUGCUAGCUUAUGCUCGGAAGGUCCCUGAAUGCACCAACUAAAAGAACUGUUUAAUGAUCGUCCGCAACAAAAAUCAAUCUUCUACCUCUACAUUUAAUCUUCCCUAAGAAGUGAAGUGCAGGGCCAGGGGCAGUGGAAUGUAUUGUGUAGUUUAGUAUUGAUAUAUAUAUAUAUUUUCAUAUAAUCUGAAAAUGAAUGAUCGGUGAGAUAGACACUUUGUUGUCUAAGGAGGAUAUUUAAGAUUUGCUUUUUUAAAGGAGAUCCGAGAUUGUAUGUCUUGUUGGACAUUUGAAUGUAUGAUAAGAUAGGAUAUUGUUGUCAUUUCUAUGUAACAUUUGUUCCUUUGUUUGGACUAAUCGGAGAUGUACACGGAAUUAUUGUGUGA
Molecule: messenger RNA, 1805 nt
Organism: Brassica oleracea var. oleracea
Lineage: Eukaryota; Viridiplantae; Streptophyta; Magnoliopsida; Brassicales; Brassicaceae
Product: E3 ubiquitin protein ligase DRIP2
Exons: 8
Coding region: 199-1461 (420 amino acids)
Molecular function (GO): ubiquitin-protein transferase activity
Source: RefSeq, a predicted model, not a curated record